Ylistrum balloti is the source of this 2328-nucleotide messenger RNA. RefSeq names its product G patch domain and ankyrin repeat-containing protein 1 homolog. Gene Ontology annotation, molecular function: nucleic acid binding; protein binding. The record is from RefSeq and is a predicted model, not a curated record. The transcript has 2 exons. Bases 70 to 1158 code for a protein of 362 amino acids. Lineage: Eukaryota; Metazoa; Mollusca; Bivalvia; Pectinida; Pectinidae.
CAUAAUCUUCCCGUCAAGCUGUAUACGAAAUAGCAGUGCAAAAGACGGGAUGAGUUGAUCCUGACACUGAUGAAUGACGAAAUGAAAGCAGAAUUCUCAAACUUGGUGAAGUUUGUGAAGUCAUCCAGUAAUAGCCUAGACUUGAAGUCAUCUGAGGAACAGAUCACCAAGUCUAAAAGUGAACAGUUUUUGUCUGGCAAUGAUGCAGUACAGAUUUAUAAGGAUAUUAUAUCAAGUCAUUCAAGUAAAUCAAAAGGCAUUCAGAACAGCAGCAUUGGUAAGGAUCACACACCAGUAGAACAGGUACAAUUAAAGCAUCAGAAUAGAGGACAUCAAUUUUCCAAACAUCCUGGUAGGCCAUCUACCCAAUGCUGUUUAAAUGUACAAACAUUACUGACAUGUUCCCAGAAUGGAGACCUAGCAAAAGUCAAGGAAUGUUUGACCAAUGAUGUAGACAUUGAUAGUCAGGAUCAAUUUGGAUGGACAGCUCUCAUGUGUGCAGCAUGUAGUGGACAGAGUUUAGUAGUAAAACAUCUUCUGGCCAAUGGUGCUAAUAAACACCUUACUGCAACAGGCGAAAAAACAGCCGCUUCGAUUGCCUCUGAUGCAGGUCACUGUGAUGUAAUGAGAUUUAUAUCAGAAUUUGAUCCAAAUAAACCUGAAGUGAUUGAAGAAAGAACACAGUCAUCUCCCAGGGGUAUACAGGUGGCACAGCCAUUUUACUGUGAUGUUUGUAAACAGGACAUAAAAGAGACUUCACAAAUAAAUCAUCAAGCAUCAACUGUACAUUUGUUUAACAUGAAAAUGAAGGCAAGCCCACAUAGUUUUUUAGAACAUUCUAAAAACAAAGGGUAUCAAAUUAUGAGACGAACUGGGUGGGAUGGUGAGAAAGGUUUGGGGUCAGAAGGUCAAGGGCUGAAAUUCCCAAUAAAGACAGUGUUAAGAAAAGACAGAGCUUGCUUAGGAUCUGACACAUCUAAAGAAAAAGCAAAGAUUACACAUUUUGGUCCUAGAGACAUCAGUGCUGUGAAGAGGAAUGUCAGUGUUAGUGAAAGAAAAAUGUCUGCUAGAACUUUAAGCAAAAGAGCACGGAAAGCAAAGGAGAGGAAGGAAAAACAAUGGGAAAAGAACUUAAGACAACAGUUUAAUUUGAAUUAAUAAUUGUUUUUGAAAUUGAAAUAAUUGUCAGGAGUGUUUUUGAAUCAAAACAUAAAUCGUAUUUUAUUGAUUUUUUAAAUAUCUUAUGUUUAUUUAUUCAAUCAUAAAUUAAACAGAACACCCAAAAGUUUAUAUAUAUAUUUUUUUUAAUGUAUACAUGUACAUGUAUUAAGUGUUGUUGUAUAUGAUACAAAAAUAUUACACAAAGUCCUUGCUAUCUAUAAUUGGUUUUUGUUUUUAAUCUACUUUUUUAAUGUGAAUUAAAUGUAUAAAAUCUGUGAUUUCCUACGCACUGAAUAUAUAUACAUUUGCAUUUUGCAGGUGUGGAAUAAAUGACAAAAGCAUUGUGCUACAUAUAGAAAUUUUUAUUUACCUUAUUUUAUUUUCAACAUCGCAUACUUGUUUUCUGUACCCCUUGAAUAUUCCAUGGCAAAAUUGAAGGUUCAAUGAAUUGUAUUUUUGCUUCAUGUUAAAUUUGCCUUGCUCCAGUUGUUCAUAUCCCCAGGUUGAUCAUCUUUCAGUUUUGGCUUGUCUAAGGGGAGGCAACCUCAUUUUUUUACAAUACCAUACAAUAUUCUAAUAAUUCUGUUCACAUUAAAUUGAUGAAAUUUGAAAGAAUGAUCAGAGGCAGUUUGAAAGACUUGCUCACUUCAGAUUUUUCUGAUUUAAAAUACACUUUUAGUAUUAGUUUCCAGAGUUAUCAGAAGCAGAGUCAUAUGUAAUUAUCCCCAAUGAAACAUAUCGCAAGAAAGAUUAAUGUAGGCUUCAUCAUCGGUCCUUUCUUGGCUUAAACUUGAAAAUUUUUUAACAUAUCUGGCUCAACUUUUAUAUACAUAUAAGGCUAUAGUGCCUUAGGCUUGCCUUUUAUAAUAGACAUGAUACCCCUUUCGGUAUAAUCUUUGUUAGCAUGGAAAUAAAUAGAGAAAUCCAAAAUUGACAGUUUGCAAGCUUUUCUCAGCCUGCAACCUGUAAAACUAUUGUGUAGAUUUCUACACAUGUUAAAGACACAGAGAAAGUGCAUCAAAAGAUUUACUAACUAUAUGGUUGAUAUGUAUAUAGGUCUGUUUGGAGGGUCAUACCAACAACAUGUGAUAAUGUCUUACUUUUCAGCUCCUUGUUAUAACUGUCUGUUUUUUGACAACAUAAUUCAAAAAUAGAUUACUAUUUGAA